Brassica oleracea var. oleracea is the source of this 987-nucleotide messenger RNA. Its product is annotated as photosystem II CP43 reaction center protein-like. Gene Ontology annotation, biological process: photosynthesis, light reaction; photosynthetic electron transport chain. Lineage: Eukaryota; Viridiplantae; Streptophyta; Magnoliopsida; Brassicales; Brassicaceae. The record is from RefSeq and is a predicted model, not a curated record. Gene Ontology annotation, molecular function: chlorophyll binding. Gene Ontology annotation, cellular component: photosystem; membrane. The transcript has 4 exons. Bases 1 to 825 code for a protein of 274 amino acids.
AUGCCAAGUGGACCACCAAGAUACUUCAUACACGAUAUUGUUGAUGAGGAGGUUGAUGUGUUUGCCAUCGGAAAUGAGUUUGAUCAAACAGAGAUGAAACGAGUGAUGACAACAGCUUCAAUGUGCACUCCUCAUAUAGCCACAAUGCGACCUGACAUGAACCGGGUGCAGAUGUUGCGUGGAGAAGACCGUCCAGCUGAACUGCAGCAUAAGACAUGUCAACGAGCACCGGUGAUUGUGAACGCGUGCUAUCUUCUGGAACUUAUCCGCCACAGGAUCCCGAUUUAUGGUUACCCUAGUGAGUUUUACGGACCUACAGGGCCAGAAGCUUCUCAAGCUCAAGCAUUUACUUUUCUAGUUAGAGACCAACGUCUUGGAGCUAACGUGGGGUCUGCUCAAGGACCUACAGGUUUAGGUAAAUACUUAAUGCGUUCCCCGACUGGAGAAGUUAUUUUUGGAGGAGAAACAAUGCGUUUUUGGGAUCUGCGUGCUCCCUGGUUAGAACCUUUAAGGGGUCCUAAUGGUUUGGACUUAAGUAGGUUGAAAAAAGACAUACAACCUUGGCAAGAACGACGUUCUGCAGAAUAUAUGACUCAUGCUCCUUUAGGUUCCUUAAAUUCUGUAGGGGGCGUAGCUUCUGAGAUCAAUGCAGUCAAUUACGUCUCUCCGAGAAGUUGGUUAUCUACCUCUCAUUUUGUUCUAGGAUUCUUCCUAUUCGUGGGUCAUUUAUGGCACGCGGGAAGAGCUCGGGCAGCGGCAGCAGGAUUUGAAAAAGGAAUUGAUCGUGAUUUUGAACCUGUUCUUUCUAUGACUCCUCUUAACUAAAGUAGUAGUUAAAAUAGGAAAGUAAAAAUCGGGUCAUAUUAAAAAGUCUUCUUUCUUUCUUUCAAUUCAAUCUCGUUUUUUCUGGCUCGGCUGGAUAGUAUAGCCGAGCCAUUCUCCUUUUUUAUGAUGCUAAGAAGUAAAAAAAGCCAAUAAAGAAAAAAA